GGCCGUGACGUUCGUGCGUUUGGUGGGGAACACGUUUUUCUUGCGCGCGCGUGCGCUGAGCGGUGGCGGCAGCGCGUGGACGAGACUGAGGGCGGCCGCCGCUGGAUCGAGCGUCGCCGACGGGCGGUGGUGCUCCGCGCAGCGGCAACCGCCGCCCGUGACGCCGCGCGCCAUCGACAGCAGCCGGAAGUGGCCACGAUGCCAGCGUCGUGUCUGUGGACGUUGUGUUCAAACCGCGCUCUGACUAUUCACGCCGUCGCCGUCAAGCGCUUCGUCUCGUACUCGGCUCCCGCCAAGGGUGACGUGAUCCGGCACCUUCGUCACAAGAAAAUUGUGAUCUGCGCAGACCACGCAGUCCGUGCCGCGUCCACUCACGAUGGGCACGGCCUGCUCGACCGACCAGGCCGUCCUUCUCGUUGGCUCAGCGGCGUUCCCGGAGAACUACACCGCCUACGGCGACCAUGCGGCCCGCGGUCCGCCACUGGAGGAGCGGGUCGACUCGGCCGUGUCGCUAGGGCCUUUGGCAGCAGAGUGUCGAACCGUCCUUCAAAUUGGGCCAAGAGGUUCCCCAAGGCAGCCGGUGAAAAGCAGUCACCCAUUGAUAUCUUGUGUAGUGAGGUGCAGCAGGAUCCAUUCUUGACAGAGAACCCAUUGCGAUGGACCUACAAUGGCCUCCGAUGCACUAGCCUGCUCAACACUGGCUCCGGAUGGCGUGUGGAUGUUUCUUCACCAGGACCUAGAAAUCAGAGACCAAUUAGUCCACUUAGACUGAACCUUCGUGGAGGACCUCUUCAUCACAACUAUCAGAUGGUGCAGUUCCACAGUCACUGGGGCACCUGCAGUGAGACUGGCAGUGAGCACACCAUUGAUGGAGAACACUAUGCAGGCGAGCUGCAUCUGGUGCACUACAAUGUCGACAUGUAUAGCAGGGCAUCAGAAGCUGCCUGUUCUGACAAGGGGUUGACUGUGCUGGCUGUUUUCUUCAAGGAAGGAAAGCAACACGAAGAGUUGAAAAAGAUCACUGACUGUAUGUCAAAAGUAAUUUACAAGGGAAUGAAAUGCCCGCUGGACCAAGAUAUUGACAUCAACUCAUUGAUUCCUGCCAAUGGUUCAUAUUGGACUUAUGAAGGCUCCCUGACUACACCACCUUGUUAUGAGAGCGUCACUUGGAUUGUCUUCAAGGAACCCAUUGAAGUGUCACGAGAACAGUUUGAAGCAUUCCGCCAGCUGUUGUCUUACAAAGAAGGAGGAGGACCCCAGGUGCCUACCGAUGGCCCAAUCCUCAAGAACUUUCGACCUCCGCAGCCCCUCAAUGGUCGUGUUGUGCGUGAACCCUCGGAAUAAGCUCACCGUCAACAUGGUUCUUCGCUGAGCAGCUUUUCUUUUCUUCACCAGCUUCACUCUACCUUAACUCUUUGAUGCUGCCAGAAUUUGUGCAUCAUAUCUAGAUUGUUGAAUUAGCUUCGCUUUAUGUAGCAGUAACACUGACUUUUUUUCUUUUUAUGUUUUUAAUAGUUGAAGAAAACUGGAAAAUGCUGGGGUCUUUACACCUACCCCAUGUCCCCAGAGGCACUCAUUAUGACUGCCAGAAGCGUCAAUUUUGGUGUGGCUAGUUGGUGGGAAAAAAAAAAAAAAAAAAGAGGUCUUGCUGUGAGCUGUCUUGUCUCGCCUUGGAAGUGGUGGUAUUGUGCACUGGUGAAACCAUCAUGUUGUGUUGUCUGUCUCCUGUUCAAAUGUGUAAUUAGGUAGUAUGCCCACCAAAAUCUAGUCAAAGUGGAAAUAUAGUCGAAUACUGCUGUUUGACUGUAGCAUGUACGCACUAUUGCAGCUACGAAGCAGUGCUCUGUAUUUGUUAAUUGUUCUGCAGCGUCCAGCUUCAAAGUCUAGGAAAGCCUGAUGGUGGCACAACAGCAAUAAUGAGUGCAUUUUAAGGUGUUGAUGUUAAGGUGUUUAUGGGGGUUAAGCUAAUUGCCUGUGUGCCCAACUUGCAGUUAAUAAGCUCACUGAUGGUAACAUAACUAAGCUGGGCCUGUACAUUCAUGUCUUCCACCUAGUAGCUCUUGUAGGCAUGUUAUGCAUGCACUUCUGGUCCGUGGGGUUGACUAGUUGCAGGUAAAAAGAAAAAUAACAUCAUGCACAUUGAACUUCUUUUGUUAUUGCAUUUGCUUUCCUCUGAAAUGUGCCGUUUGGACAUAUGCAGUACAAGCUGCACAUCUGUAUGCAAAACCUUUUGGCACAAUUAUGUACUAUAUUGUUUGUCACAUCUUCAGAGGUUCUAUGCAUAUUUUUAUAUGUGUAUAUAUGUAUAGAUAUAUAUGUAUCCUUUUAUCAAAAAUGAACAUUGGCAGAGAAUCGUCAUCAAAAAAAGAGCAGUGAUCAAGUUUUGCAUGAAUUACAUGAACUUGUACAUAAACAGUUGUAGUGAAUGUUAUAGCCUUUAGCGUAGGUUCAUGUCUUUCAGGAACCAUAGUACAAGGCUGCAUUUACAUGUUCAGCAAGAAAUCGCACGGCAUCGAACUACUGGUAUAAGUGUUGCCCAUUUUAGAGUCUAGUAUACCAAUAAGCAGUGCAUAGAGCAGAAUGUCUAUCAUGUCUUGCAGUAGCUGGCAAUGUGCAGGAAGAAAAAAAAAUUUUCUUGUAGAAUUGUGUGCACUUUCAUUUAUUUUAUGCUCUCUGUACUGCUUCUUUUAUGAAUGCAGCAUACUGCCAUCUUGGUACAGGUGACAAUGACAGCAUACUGCAGACUUUUUUUUCUAACCAUGUGCCUUUAUUGAAUAGCAAGAAGUAUUUUAUGCAGUUGCCUGUUGAGUUUCUAAUAAAAUCUUGUUGCAAUGCAGGUUGCUCA
Messenger RNA from Dermacentor andersoni, 2845 nucleotides. RefSeq names its product carbonic anhydrase 1-like. NCBI's taxonomy places the organism in Eukaryota, Metazoa, Arthropoda, Arachnida, Ixodida, Ixodidae. Gene Ontology annotation, molecular function: carbonate dehydratase activity; zinc ion binding. Gene Ontology annotation, cellular component: cytoplasm. The record is from RefSeq and is a predicted model, not a curated record.